Molecule: messenger RNA, 1719 nt
Organism: Cynoglossus semilaevis (tongue sole)
Lineage: Eukaryota; Metazoa; Chordata; Actinopteri; Pleuronectiformes; Cynoglossidae
Product: sorting nexin-6
Exons: 14
Coding region: 146-1255 (369 amino acids)
Molecular function (GO): phosphatidylinositol binding
Source: RefSeq, a predicted model, not a curated record
UCCUGUGCAUUCUCAGCAGUUGCAGCAUUAAGUGCAUUCAAGUGUAGAGUGGAGUAGAGUUACAGGCUCUUUACACGUUCUAACAAAAGUAAAAGGAGGGUUUUUUUUGCAAAGUAGUUUGCAGCAUUAACUUUCAAGCUUGACGAUGCUGGAGGAGGUACAUGAAGUGACGUCUGCUCUGAGUAUCUACGCUCAGAGCAUUAAGGUCACAGAGGUCCUGAAGGAUGGGGACGCUCUCACCUUUCUCAUUGUUUCUCAGAAGCUGUCUGGGACUGGAGAGUACCAUGUGGACCGCACCUACGAUGACCUGGAGUGGCUGCAGCAGCAUCUGUUCUCUCAGGAGAACGUGCCUGGGAUACAGGGAGUUAUAUUUCCUCCAAUUCCUGCGAAGCCCCAAGUUAAUCCAACUGCCAAGGUGAUAAAACAGCUUGGUUUCCUAGCUCUGGGAGAGUGGCAGCCGUACUGUAAAGCACUGGAAACUUUCCUCCGACAGGUUGCGUCACAUGAUCUGCUGAAAAAUAAUAAAGCUGUUGAGAUCUUCCUGACCAGCUCGGAUCCUCCAGGAAGACAAAGAGUAAAGAAAAACAUUUUCGACCGCCUCAGUCAGGCUAUGGAAGAAAUGAGGAAAGAAGGCCACAAGGACGUGGACGAGUUCUUCCAAGCAAAGCGUGACCAGAACCUCAGCCUGACCAGCUGUAGCAGGAACGCCACUGAGCGUUUUCUCGAUGUGGUGCUGACUGAGCAGAAAAUCGCAGUGGCUUGUGGGCACUUCUCAGCUGCUCUGCACCUCUGUGUGGAGGCUGGUGAUGAUCCAGACAAAAAGGCUUUUACCAGGCUCUGUGUGAAACUGUCUGAUUUUUUUGAAUCCAGUAAGAAAAACAUGAUGAGUGUUGCUGAUAACAAUGUAAGCACCCUAGGGUUGGGCCUGGACCUGGAGUCACGGUACCAGGAGGCAGAAAAGGAAAUGCUGUUCAGGAGAACCUGUAAACUGGUGGAGCUGGAGACUGCGCUGAGAAACACAGAGAAAGCCAAACCCGUGAAGAAGGCUGCUAUGGAGGAGGUGAGGAAAGCGGCACAGACGGAGUUUGAUGACAUAUGUGAGGUUGCUAAACAGGAGAUUGCACAUUUUGAGAGGGAGCGUGUGAAGAUGCUGCAGCAAGCUUUGGUUCAGUGGUGUGAGAAGCAGCUGUGUACAGCUAAGGAAAGUGCUGACCAGUUCAACCAGUAUCUUCAGGCCUUCAGGGGAAUGGCCUAGUGACCUGCCUCACGCUGUCCUCAUCAAGCCUCCUCAGUAUAUCUAAACAUAGAACUGCAGAGGGUCGCAUAACUUGUCCUUCGUCCGGUCGUAGGACACAGUGCUGUGUUUGAUCCAGUGACUCCAGUGUAAAUAAAGGAAAGAAAUGACAAAAAAAGGAACCAGUCUCAAACAUGAACCCCCCCCCGUCUGUCUCUCUAUCUCCCUCUCUGUUUCUCUCCCUCUGUCCGUCUCCCUGCUCCUCUGGCCUGAUUCAAUAAAACUCUGACAGAAAUGAUUGAUUUGAGAUCUUGGCAAAGGACUUGUCACCUGCAUGGGGUGUAGGUGUGUGUGUGUGUGUGUGGGUCCAAACUACAUUCCCACAUUUUGAGUGUACCGCGCUGCUCUCCAGACGCGACAUCAGCUGGGGGUCGCACAAAAUAAAGUGUGAUGAAUUGAUUCCCAAAGUAUUUCGUUUGUUUUUG